Messenger RNA from Magnolia sinica, 2176 nucleotides. RefSeq names its product scarecrow-like protein 18. The record is from RefSeq and is a predicted model, not a curated record. Gene Ontology annotation, biological process: regulation of DNA-templated transcription; meristem initiation. Gene Ontology annotation, cellular component: nucleus. The transcript has a single exon. Bases 174 to 1406 code for a protein of 410 amino acids. Gene Ontology annotation, molecular function: sequence-specific DNA binding; DNA-binding transcription factor activity. Lineage: Eukaryota; Viridiplantae; Streptophyta; Magnoliopsida; Magnoliales; Magnoliaceae.
GCAAGGAAUGCCAUCUCUCUCUCUCUCUCUCUCUCUCUCUCUCUCCUGCCUGUUUUCUGGGUUUUCAGUGCACAAACAUCUCAUUCCCCUCCAUUUUCUCUUUUGGGUCUCUCGACCAAUCUACAACUCCACCUAAACACCUACUGCUACUACUACAACUAGUACUGGUUGAGAUGCUCAGCUCAUUGAGUUCUCAUGAAGAAGAAGAGAAUCCAGAUCACCACAACCACCCAAAUCCCCCACGCGGGUUCGCCUCCUCUCCAGGCAACCACAUGCGCCAGUUACUAAUCAGCUGCGCCGAGCUCAUCUCCCAAUCAGACUUCCCAGCAGCUCGCCGUGUAGUCUCCCUCCUCUCCACAACCUCCUCCCCUUAUGGAGAUUCCACUGAUAGAUUAAUCCACCAAUUCUCAAGAGCCCUCUCCAUCAGACUUAAUCGCCGCCGCACCUUCCACAACCUCAUCUCUUCCUCCACCGCUACAUCAUCCACCUCCACUCCCAUUUCCAAUCCAACUUCCAUUCAAUCCUCCUAUCUCUCCUUAAACCAAAUCACCCCUUUCAUCAGAUUCAGCCACCUCACAGCCAAUCAAGCCAUCUUAGAUGCCAUCGAAGGCCAAAGCUCCAUCCACAUACUCGAUUUCGACACAAUGCAAGGAGUGCAAUGGCCUCCUCUGAUGCAAGCGAUCGCUGAGAGAUCCCCAAACCCACCCAAGAUCCGAAUAACUGGAACUGGCCAUGAUUUUGAGACCCUUCAAAGGACUGGCGAACGCCUUCAGAAAUUUGCACAGUCUUUAGGCCUGAAUUUCUUCUUCCAUCCACUUCAAAUCCAAGACGAUCCUUCUUCGGCUGCAUUUCACCUCCCAUCUUCCAUCAUUCUACUCCCCAAUGAGACACUGGCUAUCAAUUGCGUUCUUUAUCUUCACAAGCUUCUCCGGGACGACUCGCGUGACGUUCGGCUCUUCCUCCGCGCCAUCAAGGCCAUGAACCCUAAAGUGGUGACUGUUGCUGAGAGAGAAGCCAAUCACAACCACCCAAUUUUCUUGCAGAGAUUUAUGGAGGCUUUGGAGUAUUACACUGCCAUGUUCGAGUCCCUUGAAGCAACAGUGCCACCCAACAGCCAGGAGAGGUUGGCUGUAGAGCAGGUCUGGUUUGGGAAGGAGAUCAGCAACAUAGUUGCGGCGGAGGGAGAAGAAAGGAGGGAGAGGCAUGAAAGGUUUGAGAGUUGGGUGGAAAUCAUGAGGAGCUCCGGCUUCUCGAAUGUUCCGCUGAGUCCCUUUGCGUUGUCGCAGGCCAAGCUCCUUCUCAGACUCCAUUAUCCUUCUGAAGGCUAUCAGCUCCAGCUUAUGAAUGAUUCCUUCUUUCUAGGUUGGCAAAACAAGACCCUCUUUUCAGUCUCUUCAUGGCAAUAAACCCUAGUUCUCUCUCUCUCUCUCUCUCUCUCUCUCUCUCUCUCUCUCUCUCUCUCUCUCUCUCUCUCUCUCGGAUUGCUAGGUAAAACCCAGAAAAAAGCAAGUCAUGGGCUUCCCAGAAACCCUAACCCUAAUUCACCAAACAGACCUUCCCCCCUAUCGUCAAGGCACUAAACCCUAGUACUUCUCUUUCUUUAUUUCUUUCAGCCCCUAUCAGCUUUGAGAUUACCAACAAAAACCAACUUAGAGAAUGUCAUGGGCUCUCCCAUAACCCUAAUCCUAAUUCACCUGACACACCACUUUCCUCUCUCUCUCUCUCUCUCUCUCUCAUGAAUGCGUGGAUCUUGAGGAUGUGUACGUUGCAUGCAAAAUUUUGGAACUAGUAACGGCUAUUUUCUCAACCAGCAUCACCACCCUUCUCUUCUCCUCACACAUCUUCACUUCUUUCAAGCCCGUUUCUGUUGGGAGGAGAAACUGAAUGUUCUCUUUUUUUUUUUUUAGCUAGGGUUAUUGCGUCAUAUUCCUCUCUCUUUCUCUCUCUCAAUAUAGUAAGUCCUUGUAAUUCUAAAACAAAUCAUCUUAUGCCUUCCCAAAGGCAACGGCUGUGGUCUUGAUUAUGUAAUUCUCAUAUUCCAGAAUGAACUAAAGCUAUUAUUAUUAUUAUUAUCUCUUUACAUUGGGUCGUCUCUCUUUUUCUUUGCUUUAUUUCUGUUAUUUAUGUUAAUGGAUGCUUCCACUACAUUUUAAUAUAUCAUUUCAAUUGCUCUUUA